Messenger RNA from Sus scrofa (pig), 1083 nucleotides. RefSeq names its product G protein subunit alpha 11 (gene GNA11). Lineage: Eukaryota; Metazoa; Chordata; Mammalia; Artiodactyla; Suidae. Gene Ontology annotation, biological process: phospholipase C-activating dopamine receptor signaling pathway; adenylate cyclase-modulating G protein-coupled receptor signaling pathway. The record is from RefSeq and is marked provisional. Gene Ontology annotation, molecular function: G protein-coupled receptor binding; G-protein beta/gamma-subunit complex binding; guanyl nucleotide binding. Gene Ontology annotation, cellular component: cytoplasm; heterotrimeric G-protein complex.
ACGAUGACUCUGGAGUCCAUGAUGGCGUGUUGCCUGAGCGAUGAGGUGAAGGAGUCCAAAAGGAUCAACGCCGAGAUUGAGAAGCAGCUGCGGCGGGACAAGCGCGACGCCCGGCGCGAGCUCAAGCUGCUGCUGCUCGGCACGGGCGAGAGCGGGAAGAGCACGUUCAUCAAGCAGAUGCGCAUCAUCCACGGGGCGGGCUACUCAGAGGAAGACAAGCGGGGCUUCACCAAGCUGGUGUACCAGAACAUUUUCACAGCCAUGCAGGCCAUGAUCCGGGCCAUGGAGACCCUCAAAAUCCUCUACAAGUAUGAGCAGAACAAGGCCAACGCGCUGCUGAUCCGGGAGGUGGACGUGGAGAAGGUGACGACGUUCGAGCACCGGUACGUGAGUGCCAUCAAGACCCUAUGGAACGACCCCGGCAUCCAGGAGUGCUAUGACCGCAGGCGCGAGUACCAGCUCUCUGACUCUGCCAAGUACUACCUGACCGACGUGGACCGUAUCGCCACCUCAGGCUACCUGCCCACCCAGCAGGACGUGCUGCGGGUGCGCGUGCCCACCACCGGCAUAAUCGAGUACCCCUUCGACCUGGAGAACAUCAUCUUCAGGAUGGUGGACGUAGGGGGCCAGAGGUCCGAGCGGAGAAAGUGGAUCCACUGCUUCGAGAACGUGACAUCCAUCAUGUUCCUUGUGGCCCUGAGUGAGUACGACCAAGUGCUGGUGGAGUCGGACAACGAGAACCGCAUGGAGGAGAGCAAGGCGCUCUUCCGGACCAUCGUCACCUACCCCUGGUUCCAGAACUCAUCCGUCAUCCUCUUUCUCAAUAAGAAGGACCUGCUGGAGGACAAGAUCCUCUUCUCCCACCUGGUGGACUACUUCCCCGAGUUUGAUGGCCCGCAGCGGGAUGCGCAGGCUGCCCGGGAGUUCAUCCUGAAGAUGUUUGUGGACCUGAACCCUGACAGUGACAAGAUAAUCUACUCCCACUUCACGUGCGCCACCGACACGGAGAACAUCCGCUUCGUCUUCGCCGCUGUCAAGGACACCAUCCUGCAGCUCAACCUGAAGGAGUACAACCUGGUGUGA